This is a messenger RNA of Jatropha curcas, 630 nucleotides long. Lineage: Eukaryota; Viridiplantae; Streptophyta; Magnoliopsida; Malpighiales; Euphorbiaceae. The record is from RefSeq and is a predicted model, not a curated record.
CCUGAAGUUGUUCUUGUGCAGGUUAAAUUGUUGUCCUGAACUUGGAAUUUGUAUCUUGUUCUCUAAGCGGGUUCUGCUCAAUUUUCUUGAGUGUAAUACAUAUUUAUAAUGGAUUUAAAAUCUAAAGGUAUAGCCUGGGUUGGGAACAUUUAUCAGAGGUUUGAAACAAUGUGCCAGGAAGUCGAUAGCAUUGUGAACCAGAAUACUGUUAGAUAUGUUGAAAACCAGGUGCACACUGUGGGUGAGAGCAUGAAAAAGUUUUGCGAUGUUGUUCAAGAUAUUAUUCCUCCUAUAGUUGAUCCUGUAAGAUGUGAUGCUCAAGCAGUGGCUAUAAAAGGAAAUGCUGUUGUUGGUACCUAUAUUAAAUCUAUGAUUGGUAUUGAGGAAGAUCAUGGACGUAUGGAUCCCAUAAAGCAGUCAUUUGCAGAGCCCAGUGAUUUUGAUGUGAGGAAUCAGUCCAGUAAUACGUUCAGUGGACACCACUUUGGGGACACCCACUUUUUGUUAAACCAAUCAACUUACUGCAACCCCCAUGGAUUUCCCUUGAGGGUGACAGCCCAUUUGACUCUGAUCCAGGGAAACAUCAACGAUAUUUGUGGACAACUAUUUGGGCACACCAGGUCCAGUUGA